Molecule: messenger RNA, 3904 nt
Organism: Apus apus (common swift)
Lineage: Eukaryota; Metazoa; Chordata; Aves; Apodiformes; Apodidae
Gene: CCDC82
Product: coiled-coil domain containing 82
Exons: 8
Coding region: 111-1526 (471 amino acids)
Cellular component (GO): nucleus
Source: RefSeq, a predicted model, not a curated record
GAAGUCCCUCCUCAACGGCGCCGGCGGCGGGAACGGGAGCGAUGAAAGCACCGGCUGCUGCGCGAGCUGCCGCGCGAGUUUGUGUUUAGGUGUGUUGUCACAGCCUUCCAAUGGAGAUGAAAGCAGUUGUCAGAAGAUAUGAAACAAGAAAUAAGACAGCAGGAACAGAACUGUCAUUCAAGUCCCGAGUUGAUUGGAGACGGACUAAAAGGGAGGUUAUACUGCUUGACAGCAAUGAUGAGUCCUCUUGUACCUCUGAGGAGGAAGUGCCUACCACAUCAGAAGAGGAAGUCGAUGAAAAAGAUGAAACUGUUGUGAAGAGCAGCCUUUCAGAUCAGGAAGAAAAAAGUCAGGGUGGGGAUGUAACAGAAGAUGGUGAGGAUGAGUGCAUCAUGCCUGGGAAGCGUAAAAGACUGAACACCUCUGUCUUGUAUGACAGUGAUGAAAGUGAGGGCAGUGAUAUACUUGUAAGAAAAGUUUUUGCUAAACGCCACUGUAUAAUGGAUGAAGAUGAGAGUUCUGGAGAGCAGCAACCGGAUAAAACCUGCCCUACAGAAAACAUUUCUCCUAAUAGGAAACAGAAAGUGUUUGCAAAAUUGAAAGUGCUUGCAAGACAAAGAGCAACUCAGAGAUCCUUCAGCAGUGAAAAUUAUGAGCUUUCUAGUGAUGAAGGAGAAACAGAAGAGGAAUCACUCUGUCACUACCUCCUCACACCAACAGAAGGUAGUGAAACUGACAGUGACAGCAUGAAAGAUUUUAUAGUAGAGGAAGAGGAAGAUGAUGAUGGUGGUGGCAACACAGAGCACGUAAAGAGUAAAAACCAGCCACAGGAGAAGGAACAAAAUACAUCCAAUAGCGAGCUGCUGGCAUACUACGUCCCACACCUAUCUCGCUGUGAUCAUUAUAUACACUUCCAAAGAAUAAUAAAGGCUUUCCUCAUAAAUGCAAUUGAUGACACUUUUCUGGGCUCACUGUAUGAUGGAACAAGACAAAAGAAGUAUGCACAAGAUAUGUUGCUCUCGCUGCAUUAUUUGGAUGACCGCUUCAUUCAGCCUCGUCUUGAGAACUUAAUCUCUAGAAGUCGCUGGAAGGACCGAUACAAAGAACGUGUGGAUUGUUACCCAGAUGUUCGCAUAGUCUUGAAAAAUCCAGAAAAUAUGCCUUGUCAGGCCUGUGAAUUGAAUCGGUAUUGUAAGUUUAAUGUGAUGCUCUCUGGAAAGCUUUAUAAUAGUAGAACUUUGGAAGCAGAUGACUUCAUGUCAGAUGACAAACAGGUCUUGAAGGUUGGUGUGGUGUGUGCAAAUCGUACAAGAGUUUAUCAUAAUUUGAAGCAUUUCAAAUACAAGGUGUAUGUGGAUUGCAGCUCCUUUACUGAGUUGGAUGGUGAACAGAAGGAACCAGUCAAAGACACAGUCGAACGGCUUUUCAGCCAGUUGGAUGACAAUGGGUGGAUUCGGAAGAGAUAUAAUGAUCUUGAAGACUACAUGAAUGAUGCAGACAGUUUCCAAGAAGAGAAAAUAGAUUAAGUGGUCAUACAGCUCUUUGAAAGACAUCCUGUAAAAAAUUGGAUGGCCUGCAUGCACUUUAUCUCUGUUUGGUCUUUAAGAGUCUUUUUAGGCUCUGUUACAUUUAAAUCCAUAUGCCUUUAAACUACUGUUUGAGAAUGCACUGUAUCUUUUUUUCUCAUCUGUGUCAAUAAUAACCCAAAGUUUUACCGAAUGAGUCCUUCCCAUAUUACUGCAUAGGUCACUUUAAUUUUCCUUCUGUUCUUAAAAGUAACAUCUCAAUAUCUGUUUACCUGUGAAAUAAAACUUCCACCUGCUUAUAUUGGGCUACAUUGUAGGGAUGGUGGGAGAUGCUGAGACCUUUAGAAUUAGGUAUAUUUGCAAAGGUAAGGCUGUGUUCUACAAGAACAUAUGACUUGCAUCUUACCUUCCUUGUUUUAUGCAAGUAAGUCAAAGCAUUUGGAAUGAUAAUUAUGAUAAACAGGACCCAAAUACAAAGAUCUGUUUCCCCUCUGAGGAAUCAGUAUAGACUGUUGCAAGGCAACAGAAGAAAUAUUCAGCAGUCCUGACUACAUUUGCAGCACAGUAGUCAUUCCUCUCUUUAGAGAGUAGGUGAUGAGUCACAUUAUAGGCAUCAUACAGACUGAGUCUGGUUUAGCCAUCUCAGAGAACACUCAGGCCCACAGUGAUAAGCAGCUCAGGCAAGUUGCAGAGAUUUUAAGCAUCAAAUUAUGUUGGGCAGACAUAAUGGCAAAAACUUGCAGUAACUAAAAAAUUAAGAGAGUGGAUUAAUCUGGCUGUGCAAGAUAAGCAAGAAUUCCUCCAGUGUAACUUAACAUGAGGAGCUAUUCAGCGUUGUGAAUCAUGGCUUACCUGAACUGCACAAAGCACAAAUCGAAGUUCUUUGGGGCCAGGAGAGUAGAUUUUUGAGGAGUUAGGAAGGGUUAAGUAUCAUCCAUUCUGAAAAUCUGGAUGUGAGCUGACAAUGUGCACUUAGAGCCCAGAAAGCCAGUUGUAUCCUGGGCUGCAUCAAAAAAAGUGGCUAUCAGUUCAAGGGGGGUGAUUCCUGCCCUUCACUCCCUUGAGACUCCAACUUCUGUAGUAGUGCAUCCAGCUCUGGGGACCCCAGCACAAGAAAGACCUGGAGCUGUUGGAGAGAGUCCAGAGGAGGGCCACAAAGAUGAUCUGAGGGCUGGAGCACCUCUGCUAUGAAGACAGGCUGGAAGAGUGGGGUUUGUUCAGCCUGGAGACAUCUCCAGGAAGACAUUACUGUGGCCUUUCAAUACUUAAAGGGGCUUUAUAAGAUACACUGAAAGAGAAAGAGAUUGAUUUAGAUUGGUCAUAAGGAAGACAAAUUUUUACAAUGAGAGUGGUGAGAUGCUGGAACAGGUUUCCUAGGGAAGUUAUGGAUGUCCUUUUCCUGGAAGUGUGCAAGGUCAGGGUGAGUGGGAUUUUGAGCAACCUCAUCCAGUGGAAGGUGUCCUUGGCCAUGACAAUCUUUAGAAGUCCUGUCCAAUCCAAACCAUUCUAUGAUUCUGUCCCUGUACUUUGUGCUGCAUAUAAAAUUAAUUAGUUGUAGCCUAAGAUAAGAUAGAAGAGACAGGGUUUUGAAUCCAGUUAGGAACUGUUCCUGCAUCCUCUGUAUGCACAUAGUCUUCUAUUAGUCUUGUAGCUGAGCAACUUGGUAAAAGAGAAGCUACUGUUAACACUCUAGAUUCUUUUAGCAAGUUGUUCUCUCAGAAGCAAAACUAAUGAAACUAAUUUCUCAUGGAUUUGUCCAUAAGAACUCCCUACAUUUGUUAUGCCACUCUGCUAGUAACACAUACGCUGAUCAGGUAGGCAGCCACUGCCAGGUGUAUCACUUGAUAGGGGACAUCUCUUUCUCAUAGAUUAGAUUUGUCAUUCAAUUCUCUUUUUUCCAGCAUUCAUUUUAAGAAACUGCUUUUAUAGUUUAAGGGGUUUAUAUGCUAUUAGAGUGAGCUAAGAUAAUCCAUUCUUCAUUAUACCACAUACAGAUACAAGAUUUACAAACAUUUUCAAAGAUGAAAAAUCCCAGCAAGCAGAUUGAGACUUAAUCUCAAAUAAACUUAGGUUGAAGAUGUUAUUUCCAUACCUUAACUAUGAGUUAGAGAUGUAAAUAUUCUGUGAUUUUAUUUAUCUUCUGCCUAUCUCCCUGGUUACCAAAGCUGAAGGAAAUAUUCUCUAUUCUUUUUCCUUAUUCUUCAUUCCUGUUCUUAUGGGAAUAUUGGUGGGAAUGCACCCAUCAACUUUUAAGUUCUUGGGAAUCUGUCGUGAAUAUAUCCCUUUUAAGAAAAGUAAUGCUCCUUGAUGCCCCACUUCUCUAUGUACACUUUUGUUGGCUUCUCUAGAAUAAUAAAAUAACAUUUAUGUUUGAUGUA